AGGUAUAUACCUAUUUUAAAUUUUGUUCAUUUCAUUGAUCCUUGGAGUAGGUAUACCAACUUGUAAAUUAAUCGCACUGCGAACUGUGCCAUCACCAUGCAAUACUGCUUGGCGGAUGUUGGAAUCCUGCAAAGCGGCCACGGACAGCCAUCCAUCACUGACGGAACCGUUUUCAAAUAUGAAGGCCAAAGCUACUUCCAGCUGGAUGCAUCUCUGAACGUUAAGAUCCUGCUCAAAGACGUUAAAUGUAUCCCGGAGUACGCUCUGCUACAGCGAACUGAUGCUUCAGACAGUGAAACGGUCUAUCUAGGUCUAUUUCUGCGACGACUGCAGCCGGAAGAGAUCGGCGAUUUCGGUUACGCCCGGCAGAGGAUGCGGAUGGUGAAGACAUUCUUCGAGGAGGUGGAAAGGCACGAUUUCGUGCGGUUGGAAGAGUUAAAGCUUCAGGAGGAUAAGGAGGAGGAGGGUGAUGGAGCAGCGAAUGCUCUGAGCGUUGGUCAGUUCUAUGAACGAUUGAGGGAGAUGCAUCUGAGUGACAUUUUGGAUGAGUCCAUUCCGGAGGAUGUGAGCCACAAAUGUUUGAGACCGACGUUGAGGCCAUACCAAAUUCAGGCUAUCCGUUGGAUGUUGGAUCGAGAAAUGGUACGAAAGGUUUUGCCAGCACAGUAUUUGAAGUUGCAGAACUGUAACAUUCCGGAAGUUGAUUUCUAUAUGUAUUUUGACACCUUCGAAGUGGUGGAUGUAAUGCCACGGGAGAUAGCUAUUCCUCCUGGUGGAGUUUUGGCAGACGAGAUGGGCAUGGGCAAGACGGUUGAGAUAUUAGGAUUGCUGCUGUUCAAUCGCAAGAGUAAGAAACGGAAGCUGCAGGAGCCAGAUAACGGUGACGAUGAAAUCAGUGUGGAUGAAGAGGAGGAGGAAAAGGAGGUUAGGUGCAUCUGUUCCAGGAAUUCUAAUAAAGAUGUGAUAGCUUGCCAGAAAUGCGGUCUAAGACAGCACAGGAUGUGUGUAAUGAAAAAUUGUGUGCAGCCGACAAGACGGUACAUUUGUCCAGAAUGUUGGCGAUUGGAGCCAUUGGUAGAAUCCGGAACGACAAUAAUCGUUUCGCCGGUAUCGAUUAAAAUGCAGUGGGCAUCAGAGAUUGCCAAACACGUUGAUGAUCAGUCGUUCAAAAUCUUCAUAUACGAAGGGGUAUCCGUUAGUGGUUGGAUCAGUCCGGCUGACCUGGCACAGUACGAUGUGGUUCUGACGGACUACAACGUGUUGAAAACAGAGAUUUACUUUACGGCUGACAAUUUGCGCACAUCUCGACACGAGAAACGUUUCCUAAGACUCGUAUCGCCGCUACCGUUGGUUCAAUGGUGGCGCGUUUGUCUGGACGAGGCGCAAAUGGUGGAAGGAAUUCAUAAUCAGACAACGAAGAUGGUGAAAACUUUGCCGGCAGUGCACCGCUGGACGGUCACCGGCACGCCCAUCGAGAAGAGCAUGGAUAACCUGUACGGACUGGUGCACUUCCUGGACUAUGCUCCCUACAACGACUACCGGGUGUGGUGCGAGCUAACCCGGCUUUUUCAGCAGUGCAAUCCGCGGCCCUUGCUACACAUUAUAUCUCGAAUCAUGUGGCGAACGUGCAAAGCGGCCGUGCUCGACCAGCUCGGAAUUCCACCACAGACGGAAAUGACCCACUGCAUAACGAUGUCCGAUUUACAGAACUUCUUUUACCGGAUGGAGCAUGCAAAAUGUGCUACGGCUUUCCGUGAGAGGGUUGCCAAGCUCACCGACCGGAAUACCAGCAUGGCGCGGAUGAACAUUCAAACGUUGAAUUCGCUGAUGGAGCCGGUACGCAAGCUCCGCCAGGACUGCACUAUCCCGUCGAUCUUGCAUCGCUUAGAUCAAACGACGAUGACGAAGAUGCUCACACCGACCGAAUUGCACGACCAUCUAAUUACAAAAAACGAAAUAGACUGCAAAUCGCAGAUUCGUUCAAUUGUUUCCAACCUCAACGGAAUGGCCGCGAUUCAUGUGAUCCGAAAAGAGUACGAUCAGGCGAUCAAGAUGUAUCAAUCCGUGCUGCGCUGGGCUGACGAUUACCAGGGAGCGAUCUGUGUCGAUUCCCUGCUGCAGAUCCACGCUCUGCACAAUCUUCUCGAGGUGCUUCGGAUGACGGAGCAAGAGAAGGUGAAUGAAAUUUCCCCGGAGGAAAUGGCCGGCUAUGAGAAACGAUGUGCCGAACUGGAGUGGAAGUACAUGGAGACGUAUUCGAAUCUGGUCAAAAACGUUGAGCAGGAGUUGAACCGCACAACGGAGAAGAUCAAAGAAAUUUUCGCUCAAUUGAAUCACAAAGUCGACGGCGGUUGGUGGCGGAGCAUCAUCUACCAGGUAGGCAGGGAUCCCGCCGCAAUCACCAACUUCAUGCUUAAGCUGAACGUUGAAAUUCAUGAUCACAAUCGCAUGGCACGGCAAAUGGAAUCUGUGCGGGGAUUGGACUAUGCACUAACUGUUUGGUUCGACAAAGUAAAGCGGCAUCGUUACCAGUUGCAGGAGGCCUUCAAAUCAAUCGACUAUUUCACUAUGAAUCUCCGACCGAAACACAUGUGGCCGGUCAAUGCAAAAGACCGCAUCGAAAAGCUGGUUCGAGAUGCUUUUCUGUGCCAUUUGGAUAAAGAAUUGGACGAUCUGCCAGCCAGUGAACGAUUUAUGCGACCGACUUGUGUCCUGUGCGAUGUGAAAUCGGUUCUGACUCAGUACGAGUGUUUGAUCUUUGACAUGGAAGUCGUCGAAUCUGGCCCCAGUAGCACAAUGACGAAAGGCUCCUGGCAGAUGAGCACACAGGAGCUGAUCCUUAGGCAGAUUCACGCCUUCUCCAAAAGAGACAAUCUGGAUCCGGAGAUCCUAGUGGAAGGAGACCUCUACAUUUCCUAUUUGGAAAGCCUGAAAGCCGAAUUCAAGCAAUACUCCAAGUAUUGGGUUGAAACCAACUAUAUGGCUGCUGCGCACGACGAGCUGAACAUGUGUCGUUCCCGACUCCAUGUCGUCACUUUGGAAGAAUUGGAUCACAACAUCACAAAGAAAACUAUUCAGCAGAUAUUGGAUAUCGAGGUGGACGAAACCUUGCAGUAUAUGCAAUUGCAGAAGACAACUUCUGAGAAGGAAUUUGUGCGGCUUCAAGGCACCCUCAAAUAUCUGCAUCAUUUGGGCAGCGUCAAGGAGAUUGAUGUUUGUCCGAUUUGCCAGUAUCCACCGAAAGAAAAGUACGCCGUGCUACAGUGCGGACACCAUUUCUGUAUCAUCUGUGCACCGCAAAUCUUAAAAAUAAAUCGCGAUGGUAACAUUGACUGUGUUGUUUGCCGCCAUCGGCAGCGCGUAGCCGACAUCUAUUACGUAACCUGUAACAAAUUGGACGCCUCCAAAGCGAUCAUCGUGCGAGGAAAAUACUCCAGCAAGAUCAUAGAAAUUGUGGAAACUAUUCUGCGGCUCAAACAAAAGGAACCACAAGUAAAAAUCAUCAUCUUCUCCCACUGGGAUCCGAUCCUGUCGAUGCUGGCCCGAGCGCUGGACGAAAACUCCAUCACCUAUCGCAUGAAGGGAAGUAAGUUCUACAAAGCCAUCGAGGAGUUCAAGGACUACCGUAAUGACAUCACCUGCAUGUUGCUUCCGCUCAAAUACGGCUCCAAGGGACUGAACCUGAUCGAGGCGACGCACGUCUUUCUGGUGGAACCGAUUCUCAACCCGGGCGAGGAACUGCAAGCCGUUGGACGCGUACACCGAAUCGGACAAACCAAGCCCACCUUCGUCCAUCGCUUUAUCGUGCAGAACACGAUCGAGGAAACAAUCCAUCAGACCAUUCAAAACGACCAGUGCGGUUUGUGGAGCUCGAGGCAGGUCACCGUUGGGCACUUGGAACAGCUCUUUCAACUGACUUCAGAGCCAGUCUUUCUGUAAUAAAAUAUGU
Molecule: messenger RNA, 3949 nt
Organism: Ochlerotatus camptorhynchus
Lineage: Eukaryota; Metazoa; Arthropoda; Insecta; Diptera; Culicidae
Product: E3 ubiquitin-protein ligase SHPRH
Exons: 4
Coding region: 97-3939 (1280 amino acids)
Biological process (GO): DNA damage response; protein polyubiquitination
Cellular component (GO): nucleus
Molecular function (GO): ATP binding; ATP-dependent chromatin remodeler activity; metal ion binding
Source: RefSeq, a predicted model, not a curated record